This is a messenger RNA of Arachis duranensis, 751 nucleotides long. RefSeq lists its product as uncharacterized. The transcript has 4 exons. The coding region runs from base 51 to 485 and encodes 144 amino acids. NCBI's taxonomy places the organism in Eukaryota, Viridiplantae, Streptophyta, Magnoliopsida, Fabales, Fabaceae. The record is from RefSeq and is a predicted model, not a curated record.
GUGCAACUAUAUUCCAAACUCUAAUUUCGAAGCAGCAAAAGAAAUUAAUAAUGUAUCCAAGACUGAAAGUGAGAACCGAAGAUCAAGACGAUGAUGAUGAUUUUUCAGGAAGUGAUAGUGAAAGUAGGGUGUUCCUGAAGUUCAUUGACUCCCUACAUUUUGAAGGAAUAGUGAGGAAUAGCAAACAAGUUGGUGAGAGGCCAAACCAAAUUGCAAGAUCUAAUUCUGCUGUCUUACGUCCACGUGCAGUUCUAUCAAGUCCCGAAAAUGAUGAAUUAAUUGGAAGCAUAAAUGACUUGGUCAACAAGGAAUCUCGAGCUCAUAGACAAAGGGAUGCAAGAGUGAAGGUGGGAAAUCAUGAAGCUAAAGUCUCGUCUAACCAAGUUAAUAAGAUUGGAAUUGCAAAUAAAUUUAACAAAGAGGGAGAUGAGGCAUUGAAAUGCAAAGAUCCUCCCAGAGCAAAGUGCACUCUUAGCAACUUUUGAUCUUAAUGGCUAUAAUAAUACUUGAAGGGAGAGACAUGAUUAACCUUGUUGGUUGGAAUUUUUUAAUCCAUUCUAAGUUCAUUUGAGUCUCAGUUUACGAGUAAAAUUUACAAUAACGUUUUUCUGAUAUUCUAAAAUGGGUGUCAUAUUAAAAUUAGUUUGUGGUGGCUAUCAUUUCUUCUUAUUUAUUUAUUCAAAUAUGCUCCAGGAAUUAAAAAACAAUGCCACCGGUAUGAAAUACAGAUAUAAUAAUAUCUACUACUCCU